Molecule: messenger RNA, 1536 nt
Organism: Monodelphis domestica (gray short-tailed opossum)
Lineage: Eukaryota; Metazoa; Chordata; Mammalia; Didelphimorphia; Didelphidae
Source: RefSeq, a predicted model, not a curated record
AUGAAACCACUUCAAGAAACCUGGAGCUAUAUUAAGGUUGAAAAAUCUGGGCAGUACCAGUGCAGAAUCCAGAAUUCACCCCUCAGCAACCCUGUAUUCUUAUCCUCCUUAAGAGAAUUGUUUCCACUGCCCAUACUGAGAAGCACAAUUUUAGAGCCCUCAGAGGAGACUCCUGUGACUCUAAGCUGUGAGACCCAGCUCCCUCCAGAGAAAGAAAAUAUCCAGCUGCAUUUCUCCUUCUUCAGAUAUGGAAGAAUCAUCUCAUCAGGCCAGAAAAGAGCCCCAAAACUCCAGCUCUCCAAAGUCCAGAAGGAAGACUCUGGGGCUUAUUUCUGUGUGGCAGAAACAGUGACAUCAGGGGUCCGGAAAAAGAGUCAUCCAGUUUGGAUCCAAGUGCAGAGAAUCCCAGUCUUUGGAAUCCAUUUGGAGGUCAAUCCCCCUGGGGGACAACUGACAGAAGGGCAAACACUAGCCCUCCUCUGCUCAGUAGCUGGGGGCACAGGUAACAUCAUGUUCUCCUGGCACAAAGAAGGCACUGAAACAGUUCUGAAGAAGAAAACUCAAAGGUCACUAGUGGCAGAAUUUGAAAUAUUGACUAUCUCAGAGAAUGAGGCUGGGAAAUAUUACUGUACAGCUAACAAUAUCAACAGGCAACUACGUAGUAAAUCCGUGAGCAUCUCUGUGAAAAUUCCAGUGUCUCCUCCGAUCCUCACCUUCAGCACCCCACAGGCACAGACCUUUGUGGGAAAGGUUGUGGAGCUUGGAUGCAAAGUCCAAAGAGGAUCGGGCCCGAUCCUCUAUCGGUUUUAUCAUGAGGGUAAAAUCAUAAAAAACAGCUCAGCCCCUUUGGGAGGCGCAGCAUCCUUCAACCUCUCCCUAACUGAACAACAUUCUGGGAAUUACUCCUGUGAGGCUGACAAUGGCAUAGCGGUACAGUUCAGUAAGGUGCUGACACUCUCUGUCAAAGUUCCAGUGUCCCGUCCUCUUCUUAUCCUCAGUGCACCCAAGCCUCAGGCCACCGCAGGGGAUAUGGUGGAACUUCGGUGUGAAGCUAAAAAAGGCACAACUCCGAUCCUCUAUCGGUUUUUUCGCCAGGAUACAAUCCUGGAGACUGGUUGGGCCUUUUUAGGAGAAGCUGCAUUUCUCAACCUCUCUCUGACGACUGAGGAUUCUGGAAUCUACUCUUGUGAGGCUGACAAUGGCUUUGGUCCCCAGCUCAGUGAAGGGGUGAAACUCUCAGUCACAGGUAUAUGAGGAGGACCAGACCUGAUAUCUUAAAGAUGAACAUCUGACCUCAUUCCCAGGGACUGUGGCAUUUGUCGGAUGCCGGAUUAUGGCGCACUGACAUCUGGGGGAAGGAUGGGAGACAAGAUCGAGUCCUUGGGUACCAAUCCUGUUAGACAGAGGGAUGUCGUUAAGUGAAUACUGGAGGAGAAAUAGCUCAACAACUGACUGUGUCUGUUUUCCCCAAGUCCCAUAAAGUGAUUACUGGUUGGAGUAUAAUCUUGGUCAUGGUCCAUUCCUGGCUUUGCAAUA